Messenger RNA from Aplysia californica (California sea hare), 4697 nucleotides. Its product is annotated as actin-interacting protein 1. Gene Ontology annotation, molecular function: actin filament binding. The record is from RefSeq and is a predicted model, not a curated record. The transcript has 16 exons. NCBI's taxonomy places the organism in Eukaryota, Metazoa, Mollusca, Gastropoda, Aplysiida, Aplysiidae. Gene Ontology annotation, biological process: locomotion; actin filament depolymerization; positive regulation of actin filament depolymerization. Gene Ontology annotation, cellular component: cortical actin cytoskeleton. The coding region runs from base 107 to 1906 and encodes 599 amino acids.
CCUGCCCGGCUUGGAGUACGGAAGUAAAGUAAAGCUGAACUGAUCGGAUUUCUCGUUUAAAUUGAGACUUCUUGGACUGUUUUGUUCACUUCAGUAGGGACUCAAGAUGACUACGUUUACUCUCAAGAAGACAUAUGCAUCUUUGCCCCGCACAGUGCGGGGUCAGCCAAUCGUCAUCAAUGGAGAUCCCAAAGAAAAGAACUUCCUUUACUGCAAUGGAAAUAAUGUUUUCAUCCGAAACAUCAAUGACACUUCUGAAUGUGAUGUCUAUUCUGAGCACUCUAAGGAGACUUCUGUGGCAAAAUACUCCCCCUCAGGCUUUUACAUUGCUUCAGGAGACGUUACCGGCAAGGUGAGAAUUUGGGAUACUGUGAACCCAGAGCACAUCCUCAAGAUUGAGCACUCUGCCAUGUCUGGAGUUAUCAAGGACAUAGACUGGACCAUGGACAGCCAGAAGAUCAUUGUUGGAGGAGAGGGCAGGGAGUUCUUUGGAAGGGCCUUCACUUAUGAUUCUGGAAAUACUGUUGGAGAGAUCAAAGGUCACAGUAAAUCUAUCAACUCAGUGUCUAUCAGACAAGGCAGACCAAUGAGAGCUGUCACCGGUAGUGAGGACUUUACCUCUAUAUUCUAUGAAGGCCCACCAUUCAAAUUUGUGUGCUCAAAAAGCGAACAUACCAACUUUGUGAACUGUGUGCGCUUCAGCCCUGAUGGAAGUAAAUUCAUCUCUGGUGGGGCUGAUGGCAAGCUGUUUAUGUAUGAUGGAAAAACUUCAGACCUGAUUGGAGAGUUGGGGGCCCCGAAAGCCCAUGCUGGAGGUAUUUACUCUAUCUGCUUCAACGCCGACGGCUCCAAAUUGCUGUCUGUGUCAGGAGACAAGACUGCUAAAAUCUGGAACAUUGAGGCCAACUCUGUUGAAACAGAUUUCGUGCUAGGCAAACAAGUGACAGACAUGCAAGUUGGAUGUUUGUGGCAAGGGGACAAUAUCAUCACCGUGUCUCUCUCUGGAAAUUUCAACUACUUGGACCCUGCUAGUCCAGCUUCACCCAAAAAAAUUAUCAAGGGUCAUAACAAGCCUAUUGUGGCUCUGACUACAAGCCCUGAUGGUUCCAGUUUCUACACUGCGAGCAGCGAUGGCCUAAUUGUCAGUUGGAAUGCUGCUACUGGUGAGAGCGAUGACAUUAAGGGCAAAGGUCACACCAACCAGGUGAUGGACCUGGCCCUCGGCGGGGAUGUCCUGGUGUCUGUUGGCAUUGACGACACCGUCCGAUUCACACCGACUGGCAGCGGGGAGUACAGUGGAGACUCUGUAAAACUUGAGUCCCAGCCCCGUAGCGUGGACUUCAAAGAGAAUGUUGUCGUCAUCGCCUGUCUCCGUCAUGUGUUGGUAUUCGACGCGUCAGGUCGCAAACUGUCCUCUCUGCAAGUGGAGUAUGAAGGAUUGAGCGUCAGCAUCAACCCAGGGGCGACUCAAGUGGCUGUUGGCUCAAAAACCAGGAUCCACAUUUAUGAGCUCAGCAACGGGACACUGACUGAAAUCAGGUCAGAAGCGGCUCAAGAGGUUGCUGCUCUAUCAUAUUCCCCAGAUGGUGCUUACUUGGCCGUUGGCUCAAAGGGAAAAGUCAUGAUGUUUGAUGUACAGGAUUGGCAAGAAUCCAUUGGUGGCUGGGGAGAACAACACACUGCUAAAGUGACCAGUGUCCAGUGGUCCCCAGACUCAAGGCGAUUUGCCUCCGGCAGUGUGGACUCGCACAUCAUUAUUUGGGAGCAGGGCAAAUUUGUUGGCAAGAAACCAUCUGUCAAAGCUCACCCACUCAGCCACAUCAACAGGCUUUCCUGGUUGGACAACAAUACCAUCGUCACUGCCGGACAGGACUCCAACCUUAAAAUCUGGCAGGUCUCAGAUUAAACUUGUUGUGCCUUAUGCAGUGUAGGAACAAAUGUGUCUUUCCAAAUAUAUUUUUUUCAGUUAAAUUUUAAUAUUAUUUUAUGUGAAAUUGAUUUACACAUUUUCUUAAAGGAUUCUGUAGUGAAGUUAUUUCCACUUGAACUUAAACACCUCUAGCUACACUGUCCAUGACUGUUGCAAAGCACAUAUCUGUCAACGAAGCAGCUGUCUGUCUAGAUGUGAGAGUGGAAAGAAAUAUGAUGUUUACAAGAUGAUACUUCAGUCUGGUGUGUGUUGUUGAUUGUGCAGUGUGCUGGCUGUGUCUGUAGGUUUCCUAGAAGCAGAUGGAAGUGUCUUGUAAUGUAACUUCUUCUUUUUGUUCCGCAAGAAAUUGGUUUCUGUUGGAGUUUCUCCUGUACUAGGGGGAUUUGAGCGUCGGAGGAUUUUCAUAUUCCAGGAAAUCAUGUUACUUUUCCUUUUAUAUGGAGGGCCAAUUGUACAUGUGCCCACAUAAAAUUCCUUUCGACAUUUGUUUUAUAUUUUGUUUAGAAAUUGAGUUUUAUUAUUGAAUGUUUGCGAGUGAGUAGUGUUGAUUGUGAUAUAAUAGCAAAUCUGAAAACACAGCUUUAUAUUUUUGCACAAUGCCAGUGGAUGUUCUAUGUUUCUGUUGUAAGGACAUUAUGUAGAUGGUAAAAAGCCCAGAUUCUAUUGUUGAAGAGGGCUGUGUUUCCAACACUGAAGUGUUUUAGUAUGGUCUUUAUUUAUUUCUAUUGUUACUAACAUACUGAGUUUGUGAAAUAUUGAUUGACUGUGACUCUUACUAAUUGAUAUUGGGUGGAGGAAGGUAAAGUAAAAACAAUGGUGUAACCGUUCAUGGAAUAUAUUCCUAACAAACUGUUGAUUGCUGUAAAUUUAUGCAUAAUGACCUAUAACAUUGGUCUUGUCUCUUUUUGGGGUUCUGAAGAAGAGUUUGUGUCAAAAAGCAUAUCAGCAGUGUUUAAUUAUAGACACUUUUCAGGUUUGCACAGCUUCUUAUAAAAAUUUGUCUUGAGGUGCAGUUUAUGGAAUUCCCAAUAUAUUUUGUUAUAGUAUCAUAGCUGGAGAGAAACUGAUUUAUGUAUCGAAAAUGAGUAUUUUUCCAAUGCAUGGAUUUUCCAUAAGAACUUAGGUCUUCGAUUUAGUGGAAUCCGGUUUUUUUCCUCGUCAACGAGUUAUACUCUUUGCUGAACACUUGAGGCUAUGGCAUGCCUCAUAGGGUUAAGAAUUUGUGAGCUGCAUAUGUGUACACCACUGUUCUUAUCAAAUGCAUAAUUAGUUCAUUCUGGAAAAAAAAAAUUAGACCUGUUGAUGUAGAACUGAAAUCCAUAUAUUGGCAUGAAUUGAUUAUCCAUCAUAUAUAUGGAAGCCAUCAAAUUUUAAGGUGCACAAUUCAGUGAAAUAAGGAUGGAGAUUUAUUGCACAGCCUCAAGUGACCUCAUGACAGUCUGCGCUUUCGCCUCAACACUUUCACGGUAUGCUUUGGUGCUGUUCCUGGGAUAUUCACUGUAUUUAAUGGAAUACUUUGAGAUGAGAAUUAUGAGCAUUAAAGGAAUAGCUUAUAUUUAAUGCUUUCAAUUUCCUCUUCACCUCUUUGAAUAUGUGAGAGAAACCUGAUGUGAUGUCUCCAGAACUUUUUACAACUGCUCUUUUAUGACUCUGCAACAUUUAAUCUCUUAUGCAAUAUAAUUUUUAUUAUUCAUGAAGUAUAGGAUGAAUUUGUUUGUUUAUAUUAUAUUGUCAAUUUAGUGGGUGUUAUGAAAACGAUUUAUCAUGUUAGUAAAGCACAUUGAAGUGGCAUGUCAGCAUAUUUGUUGGAUUUGGAAAUGACCUUAUGAAAAUGUAGUGCAUUCAGAAAGAUAAUGUAACUGUUUUACUGUCUUAGGGUCUCCCAGUCUUAACUUCUUAGGGCUGCCACUUCAGUACCACAUUGUUUGUGAACUUAAGUCAACAAUUAUGCAAAUUAUGCUGUCUGUGGUCUUUUUUUAUUAUCCUUUGCCCAUUGAUAUGAGAUUGACGCCAUCUGAUUAGUAGAAAAAAGUGUGUAUGAAAGUGUCCAAUAGUGUAUUCUGUGCAUAUUAAGUAUAACAAGUGACUGUAAUAGCAGAUAGAGAUUCCAGGAUUAUAGAUAUCAGUUAUUGAUCUGAGAAAGAUGAUGAUUUUAGAUAUGAUGGUGGUGAUGAGUGAUGAUGUGGGAUUGCGUUUAAGUAAUGUUAGCAUUAGUCCUAUCUCCCUCUACUCCAAUGAGUCACUAGGGACGUGGGCACCCUCUAUCCAGUUCCCUACUGGAACCAUCUUUACGGUCACCGUGAAGUCUGUCUGUGGUCUUGAGUACCGGUAUAGUCAACAAUGUUUGGCUGAACAGUGAAAUUUUUCUGAGAAGUUAAUGUAGGGAUCCAUGCUUUUUAUCCGUAAUUUCUUUUGUUUCAAGGGGAAAAAAUCAUUUUCUCGAUUGUGCCUCUUUUUGCUUCAGGGGUAUAUAUGAAGCAGAAAUGUUUGACCAGUGGUAUUUAAGAUUGUUGGCAGGAUCAGUUGUUUUGCUUUCCUUCCUUCUGCUUUGGUUCAAGUCGAUUUGCAAAGAAAAAUUACGUCCUCAUAUAUAAUAUACACACAAACAAAUAAUUUUCGGCUGCUACAAAGAAAAAAUGUACUUUGGCAUGGAUAAGGAGAGACUAUGGAUUGGAGAUAUAUAUUUGCAUGUUGAUGUAUCUUUCUGAAAUUGUAAAAUCUGUGCAAUGCAUUGUUGCUGUAUUGAAAUAAAAGGCUUACUUCUAAA